AUGAAGACGGAGUUUAAGUUCUCCAACCUUUUAGGGACUGUCUACAGCCAGGGAAACCUGCUUUUCAGUCCAGAUGGCACUUGCCUCUUUUCGCCGGUAGGAAACAGGGUCACGGUUUUCGACCUCGUAAACAAUAAAUCGCAUACUCUUCCUUUCGCACAUCGAAAGAAUAUCGCAAGAAUCGGCCUUACACCGCGGGGUAAUCUGCUCCUCUCAGUUGAUGAAGAUGGCCGAGCGAUCCUAACGAAUGUUCCGCGGAGGGUUGUCUUGCAUCAUUUCUCAUUCAAAUCACCGGUCUCCGCACUUGCUUUUUCUCCCUCUGGACGCCAUAUUGCUGUGGGAGUUGGACGGCAUAUAGAAAUAUGGCAUACGCCCUCAACACCGGAUCAAAGUCCGGAUGGAGAGUUGGAGUUUGCGCCGUUUGUGCGCCAUAGGGUAUUUGCGGGCCAUUUCGAUACGGUGACAAAUUUACAGUGGUCAGGGGAUUCUCUCUUUCUUUUAAGUUCCGCCAAAGAUCUCACUGCGCGGAUAUGGAGUUUGGAUCCCACACCUGGAUUUGUGCCAACCACACUGGCAGGACAUAGAGAAGGCGUGAUAGGCGCGUAUUUCUCAGAAGACCAGGAGACGAUAUACACUAUUAGUAGAGAUGGAGCGGUGUUCCAAUGGAACUAUCUAGGUCGGCCAAAGGCGUCGGAGGCUGACGAUGAAAUGGAAGAGGACGGCAAUGACGAAAGAUGGAGGAUUACAGAACGCCAUUACUUUAUGCAGACCAAUGCAAAGGUAAAGUGCUGUGUUUUCCACCCAGAGUCUAAGUUAUUAGUCGCCGGGUUCUCGAAUGGAGUAUUUGGUCUCUACGAAAUGCCGGAAUUCAACAUGAUACAUACUCUCAGUAUAUCUCAAAAUGACAUCGAUUUCGUCACGAUCAACAAGACAGGAGAAUGGUUAGCUUUUGGAGCCUCCAAACUGGGCCAACUUUUGGUCUGGGAAUGGCAGUCAGAAUCAUAUAUUCUCAAGCAACAGGGACAUUUCGAUUCGAUGAAUGCCUUGACUUACUCGCCAGACGGACAGAGAGUUGUUACCACCGCAGACGAUGGAAAGAUCAAAGUCUGGGAUGUCAACUCGGGAUUCUGCAUCGUGACUUUCACAGAGCAUUCGAGUGGAGUCACGGCUUGCGAAUUUGCGAAACGUGGAAAUGUACUCUUCACAGCGAGUCUUGAUGGUUCAAUCAGAGCGUGGGAUCUGAUCCGGUAUCGAAAUUUCCGAACCUUUACAGCUCCAACACGUCUGUCAUUCUCCUGUCUGGGUGUGGACCCAAGCGGCGAAGUUGUUUGUGCAGGCUCUCUCGAUUCUUUUGAUAUUCAUAUCUGGUCAGUGCAGACCGGACAGUUACUCGAUCGAUUAGCAGGACACGAGGGCCCAGUCUCUUCCUUGGCGUUUGCACCGAAUGGCGGAGUAGUCGUCAGUGGAAGUUGGGACCAUACAGUCCGAAUUUGGUCAGUGUUUGAUCGCACACAAACUAGCGAGCCUCUCCAGCUCCAGGCGGAUGUGUUAGACGUUGCUUUUCGACCUGAUUCGCGGCAGCUGGCGGUUUCCACUUUAGACGGUCAACUAACGUUUUGGUCUGUCUCUGAAGCCGAGCAACAAUCAGGAGUUGAUGGGCGAAGAGAUGUUUCUGGUGGUCGGAAACUCACUGAUCGCCGAACAGCUGCCAACGCCGCUGGUAAUAAGAGCUUCAGCACUAUCCGAUAUAGCGCUGAUGGCAGCUGCGUGCUGGCGGGCGGAAACAGCAAAUAUAUAUGCUUAUAUUCCGUGUCAUCAUUAGUUCUUUUAAAGCGCUUCACAGUCAGCAUAAAUCUUUCGCUAUCUGGGACACAGGAGUUUCUCAACAGCAAAAUGAUGACGGAAGCGGGACCACUUGGUCUCAUUGAUGAGCAAGGGGAGGCCUCAGACCUUGAAGACCGAAUUGACAAGUCCUUGCCCGGGUCAAAACGAGGAGGCGAUCCAUCAGCUCGAAAACGCAUGCCUGAAGUUCGGGUAACAGGCGUUACAUUCGCCCCUACAGGUCGCUCUUUCUGUGCUGCGUCAACUGAGGGACUUCUUAUUUAUAGUCUAGACACAGAACCAUUAUUCGAUCCCAUCGAUCUAGAUUUGGCCAUCACUCCAGCAUCAACCAUAUAUGUGUUGGAAAAGGAAAAAGAUUAUCUAAAAGCCAUCGUGAUGGCGUUCCGCCUAAAUGAGGCACCGUUAAUCCGUCAAGUCUUCCAAGGCAUUCCACACAGCAACAUCGCCCUCGUAGUCGACGAGCUACCUGUCGUUUACAUACCCCGACUCCUCCGUUUCGUGGCCAUGCAGACUGAAGAAUCUCCACAUUUAGAAUUCUGCCUUUUGUGGAUUCAGGCGAUAUUGGUCUCGCAUGGACAGUGGGUGAGUGACAAUCGUGGCUCCGUCGAUUCAGAAUUAAGAAUUGUGAGUCGGGCUGUGGGGAAGAUCCGUGAUGAAUUGAGGAGGCUAGCGGAUGAGAAUGUUUACACUAUUGAUUAUCUGCUCAGUCAGCCGGAGCCUAAAGCAAGUCUGCAAAAUGGAGGCGAAGAAGGACUGAAGAGCAUCACAGAUGGCUCUGCUUUAGACGAAGAUAUGGAUGGUGAAAAUGACGAUGGCGAAUGGAUUGGGUUAGAUUAG
Molecule: messenger RNA, 2679 nt
Organism: Venustampulla echinocandica
Lineage: Eukaryota; Fungi; Ascomycota; Leotiomycetes; Helotiales; Pleuroascaceae
Product: WD40 repeat-like protein
Exons: 3
Coding region: 1-2679 (892 amino acids)
Biological process (GO): maturation of SSU-rRNA from tricistronic rRNA transcript (SSU-rRNA, 5.8S rRNA, LSU-rRNA); ribosomal small subunit assembly
Cellular component (GO): small-subunit processome; Pwp2p-containing subcomplex of 90S preribosome
Molecular function (GO): protein binding
Source: RefSeq, a predicted model, not a curated record